UGUAACUCUUAUUUUCUUCAACCACACAAAAAUACACAACAAUGGAAACGAAAACUGAAAGCAAAGAUCAACAAUGGACGGAUUCAAUUUCUCAAUCUUCAUCUUCACGAUCAUCAUCAAUCACAUCUGAUUCUUCUGAUGGACACUUUGAUAUCCGACAUUUUCCUCUUCCUAAGCCAACAUUGUCUGCAGCCGAGGCACAAAAACAGAGAGAGACACAUCAGGCUUAUAACUCCUCUGUGAGCUCUUACACCGGUUCGUCAUGGUCCUCGGUUCGCCAGAACAACCUUGCUGACUCGCCUGGUUACGAUCCAAACCGUAUUCCAUCUUCGGUUUUCUCUAGCAAACAGUCUAAUUCGACAGAAUGGAGUAUAGCUUCUAAUGAAUCCUUGUUUAGCAUCCACGAUGGGAGUUUUGACAUUUCAACAAGGGAGGAUCAUGGAGUACCUUCAGGGUUGAGAUUGGGUGAGAUACCUAGAUUUGAAGAACCGGUUCACGAGAUAACCGAAAUCAAACCGGUUCCUCUUCCUCUCCCUCCUCCUACCUUUGCUCAGGUUGAGAAACCCACAGAACCUGAGAAAGAAAUGAUUCCAGAAAAGAAACAAAACGAUGAAGAAGAAUCAGACUCUGAGAUUAACCAUGAUGAUCAAAACGAAGAAAGCGACAACGAACAUGUAGAAGAGGAAGAAGAAGAUAUGUUCCAAGAGAAGGUUGAAAAACAAGAAGAAGUAGAAGAUGCGAAGGAGAAUAAAACAGAAGAUACAAACAGUACAGUUUCAUAUUCCCCUACCAUUUCUUGUCGCUCAGACACCAGCAAUAACAGCGUUUGUUCUUUCGCGUUCCCAGUAUUGCAGAAUGAAAAUGGAGUAGACAAAACGCCGUCUUUGGAAAUAAGAGGGAACGCUUCCCACAACACAAGACCCGAAUAUCUGCUGCCUCAAUCGCCGAUGCAACCGCCCCAACCUGAACCGCUGCCGCAUUCAGAACCGCAAUCACAACCCCAGCGGACGGCGUCCAAUAGAUUAGAGUCCCAAACGCAAUCGCCAAAAACUUGGACAAGUGGUUGCUUCUCUUGCUUCCACUGUCCUUUAAGAUGCUGGUUUUUCAAGUAGUGAAAACAUUUGUUACCGAAUGUUUAUACUGGUUGCAGGAUGAUAUAACUUUUAUGUAAUGGUGAUGCAGACACAGAAAGACCACAUUUUUUUAUUACUUUAUUUCUUAACGUAUUGAUAUAGUAGUACCUAAAAGACAGAUAUAAUU
This is a messenger RNA of Raphanus sativus (radish), 1260 nucleotides long. RefSeq lists its product as uncharacterized. NCBI's taxonomy places the organism in Eukaryota, Viridiplantae, Streptophyta, Magnoliopsida, Brassicales, Brassicaceae. The transcript has 2 exons. The record is from RefSeq and is a predicted model, not a curated record. The coding region runs from base 42 to 1112 and encodes 356 amino acids.